AUGCCAUUGGAGAAUUUAAGGCGUGUAACCUGUAAGAUGAGGUGGCUAAAGGCACCACCGUUUUACGUAUGGGCCAGUCUGGCGGCAUCCAGCGUCUCUAUACUCUUUGGCCUGGAUACGGGCAACAUUGGCCCUGUGACAACGAUGCCUGCCUUUCGCAAGACCUUUGGCGACUUUUCACCAACCGUUCACGGAGUAGUCGUUUCAUCUGUGCUCAUUUCCGGUGCCUUCACAGCCCUCAUCGCCGGUAUCCUAGGCCACCGCUUCGGACAGGUCCGCAUCUUCGCCAUUGGGUCUUUCAUCUACGGCGUCGGGGCAGCCAUUCAAUCUUCCGCUACUUCACUCGGUGCUUUCAUUGUUGGGCGUCUUAUUCAGGGUAUAGGCGAGGGCUUGUUUGUGAGCAAUGUGUGGGUGCAGGUUUCAGAAAUGUCCCCGACCAAAGUCAGGGGCACGUUGACAGCAUUUCCGCAGUUCACAAUUGUUGUGGGCCUGGUUUGUGGUUUCUUCAUCUGCUAUGGGACUUCACGUCUGGGCGAAUCGACAACGCUCAGCUGGCGACUUCCGCUGGUUGUCUCAGCAGCCCUUGGCUUUCUGCUAUCGGGAACGUACUGGUUUGUCCCAGCUUCUCCGCGCUGGUUGCUGGCCAGAGGUCGAUUGACCGAAGCGCGCGAGGUUCUCAUUCGCCUUGGCUUUGACGAGGUUGAGCGCGAAAAGCUGCUGGAGGAGUCCAUGACCCAAGUACAGGCCCAGAAUCCCAAUGAUGUAGCAAUUUGGCAAGAGUUCAAGCAGACCUUUGCCGGAUUCAGGGAGGCCUUCUCAGCUCCCUUCCGUGCUCGAACCAUUUUUGGCUGCUUCAUCAUGGGCAUGCAGCAGCUGGCUGGGAUUGACGGCGUCUUUUACUAUGCACCGGUUCUCUUUGAAAAGGCCGGUCUUAGUGGCGAACAGGCGUCGUUCCUGGCUUCUGGUGUUUCUGCACUGGCUAUUCUCGGAGUCACAAUCCCGGCUACCUUUCUCGCAGACAAAUGGGGACGACGAACUUCCAGUCUCUUGGGCGGUAUCCUGAUUACCACGCUUAUGCUGCUGAUGGGAUCACUGUAUGCUGCCGACAAAGUCCAUGCGGAUAGAGGAGCUGGCAAGUGGGUGGUGAUUGUGUCCAUCUACCUAUUCGCCAUAGUGUUCAACGGAACUUGGGCAAUUGGCUUCCGAAUCUUUUUGAUUGAGAGCUUGCCUAGAAAGACCAGGAGCAGCGCAUCCAGCCUUGCUCAGAGUGCCAAUUGGUUCUCGAAUUAUGUCGUCGCGCUCAUCACGCCGGUGCUCAUUUCAAAGACGACAUACGGAGCCUACUACCUCUUUGCGUUUUCUUCCCUCUUCACCACGAUCAUUGUGGCAUUGCGUAUGUUUGAAACGAGAGGACACAGCUUGGAAGAGAUUGAGCAGCGAUAUACGCAAAACAGGAGCAUCUCGACUGGUGUGUCUAUACCAAUGCUGAGGAUAAGACGAGUCCAAGCUGCGCAGUAA
Trichoderma atroviride IMI 206040 is the source of this 1518-nucleotide messenger RNA. RefSeq lists its product as uncharacterized. The record is from RefSeq and is a predicted model, not a curated record. Gene Ontology annotation, molecular function: carbohydrate:proton symporter activity. Lineage: Eukaryota; Fungi; Ascomycota; Sordariomycetes; Hypocreales; Hypocreaceae. Gene Ontology annotation, biological process: carbohydrate transport; transmembrane transport. Gene Ontology annotation, cellular component: membrane.